Messenger RNA from Gongylonema pulchrum, 333 nucleotides. The record is from the annotation of a GenBank genome assembly. Lineage: Eukaryota; Metazoa; Nematoda; Chromadorea; Rhabditida; Gongylonematidae.
GUGGAAUAUGACACAGAUGAGGAUUCAAUGGAUUCAGAGGACAGCUUAGAAUAUGUUGGAAAUGACGCGCGACUGGUCGACACGUAUAUUUGGUCACACAGGGAGUGGAGUGAUAUUACGGAAUUUGCGGAGUAUCUAAUUAUUUUUGAGAAAUUAGGCCAGAUUGAGUGGAAUGAAUUAUUUUGCACCGGGAAGGGGAGUUUGGGGAGGGGAAAAGGGCUCAUUUUUCGGCAUAUCAUUAUGGAGAGGCCGAUACCGGCCUCGAAAGGACGAGCUGAUCUACAGCCGUCGAUUCAGUGGUUAUUACUGGAAUCAUUUGGCUUACUUCUCUGA